Messenger RNA from Trematosphaeria pertusa, 1271 nucleotides. RefSeq lists its product as uncharacterized. The transcript has a single exon. NCBI's taxonomy places the organism in Eukaryota, Fungi, Ascomycota, Dothideomycetes, Pleosporales, Trematosphaeriaceae. The record is from RefSeq and is a predicted model, not a curated record. Bases 1 to 792 code for a protein of 263 amino acids.
AUGGGCUCCUGGAGGAAGGCGUCCACCAAGGUCGAAGCGUAUAAUGCAAUCCGGGGAGGCAUCCAGAAGGAAGACUCUCGAUAUGACUCCCAGACCAGGGUCCCGCAUCCAAUAGACUCGCCUCCGCUAUACGCCCAGCAACAUCCGCCGCAGCAUCUUGGGGAGAAUUCAUCGUACUUCCUUCAGUCGCCUUUCACAUCGACUGCCUUCCCUUCUCCUGAGCAGAAUGGCUCGCAUUCACCGAUGCAGAUGCAAACAUCUUCCCCGCCGCAGACAAGCCACGAUGCGAAUCAAAAUCAGUCUUUUGGGUAUCAGACACCACCGAUCCGAUCGUCUCUCGACUCCUACGCCACGCGCCAGUCGCCAGCACAAACCUCUCCCGGCUCCUAUACAGGGUAUCAGUCCCCAGCGCCGUCCUCUCCCAACUUCUAUGCCGGGUACCAGUCGCCAGCGCAAUCCUCUCCCGACCCCAUUGCCGGGUACCAAACACCGGCGCCCUCCUCGGUCGACUCCCAUGCCGGGCCACAGCAGUCCUUCUACACGGACACAGCGCAAGGCCCUGGAGGAGGUACCCAUUCUUUCUGGAACGCCAUUCCGGGCGCAAGCUGUGACAACAACCCUUUGGAGAACACGGCUUACUCGUAUACCCUGCAGCGCAGCACGACGCUAGCCGAAACUCAGUACGACCCGCCUCCGGCAUGUGUACCGCGCAGUUACACCUUGCCCGUGGGGGGGUUCGAGUUCGAUCCCAAUCCGUCGUGGCAUGACUGCCGGGCGAACUGGAAUGCGUAGGCUCAGUGACAACUCGGCAUAGGGGCCCGCGCUAACUCCUUCCAGGACCACUGGUGGAUGCAGUGUUUGCCCACAGCCCCAGCACGCUUUUGGGAACCCUUUGUAAUACAAAGAGGAGGCCAUACGUAUCCGUCGUGUGGCUAUUGAGCAUCGGAUCGAAGGGGCGCCAAUGAAAGAUCUGUCUGCAGAAAGAGGGGCAGCAUUGACGGAGGCUUAUUGUCUGUCCGCGUCGGUCUCUUCCGGUACGAGUGCCGGUCUUGCUUUGAUAAAUGGUUUUGAGGCAUCUGAUUGAUUUUUCUCGGUUUGAGUCACCAACCUAUAGAGGGUAGAAGGGGGAAUUGUCGAGAACGAGUGGACGUCGAUACCUAGGGACGAGAUUAGGUGCUCGGAACUUAGCGAAGGAACUGGCGAGCCAAAUUGCGUGUAGCAUUAAGAGCGGUGUUCGAUACCUAUGCCCUUUUCGUGAAUGCAUUGUUUAC